CAAUGCUGAAAGCUUAUUCACUUGUAUUAUUCGCGUUGUUUGUAAUUUUCCUGCAAACUACUGUAUCUCAGAAAUCGAAAGGGAAUAAUGAGGCCAAACCCACGACGUACAAGAUCCGGUUCACCAAAGCCGUCUGCAUCAACCUGCCGUACGAGGUGGCCUGGAACGUGACCUGCCGACUGAAACUGGUCCGGAACCAACCGUCGAAGAUGCUGUUCUCCGUAACGGUCGAUCAAAUCGAUCAGCUCUAUCUGACCUUUGCCAUGUACUACAAAUACCAGGUCACCUAUCAGCCGCUGCUGAUGGACACAACCUUCGAUGUUUGCGCCACCCUGAAGAAGUACAACAGCGGCAAUCAGGCGGGGGCUGUCGGUUUCGAUCGAACCGCCAUAUAUCUUAUCGGGAUUUUGGAAAAGAAUCAACCCAAGCUGAUCAAGAAUGGAUGUCCCUUUAGGGGAGUGAUCGAGUUGGAUAACUUCAUCAUCGAUGAAUCGAUGGCACCAAAGUUCCUUCCGGCCGGAGAUUACAGGCUGGAUAUGCACUACUAUAACGAGAAGAACCAAACCGUCAUGUAUUCGCAGGUUUUCGGAUCUGCUCGUGCAGUCGGCAUCGUGGAUCUUUCGAUGGGAUGAAUAUGACAGCAACCUAAUGGAGCAUAUUUUCAAUAAAUAAUAUGGUAUUUCUUAGAAUUCAACCAUUGAAUCAAUUUUUUUCAUAACCAACCGGAGCUCGAUAAAACCUUUCAGCGAACCAUGGAUGGCGCCAGAGAAACUAUAUAAAAGCAUCCAAGUUCCAAACAUUUCCCACAUUUGUUUUCUAUCGUUGAUAGUUGAAUUUGAAUAGCAAUAACAACAGCGAUAAAAAUGGAAACAAACAAUGCUCAACCCGUGGCACUGGCAGCAAGAGCAAUCCACUUUCAUUGAAAAGACUCCACCGAACUCACUGGAGCUUGUUGGAAGGCUGGAAAAAUGCACCGGCUGAGCGAAGCCCUCUCGGCAUGUAAACAAUGCAGCACGAAACGCAUUAUGCCACUGCAGC
Messenger RNA from Topomyia yanbarensis, 1038 nucleotides. RefSeq lists its product as uncharacterized. NCBI's taxonomy places the organism in Eukaryota, Metazoa, Arthropoda, Insecta, Diptera, Culicidae. The record is from RefSeq and is a predicted model, not a curated record. The coding region runs from base 3 to 632 and encodes 209 amino acids. The transcript is spliced from 3 exons.